AUGCCACCUACAAGACAGGAGCUCUCCCUCCUCAUCCACCCACUCGUCCCCGAGGCCGUUCAACACAACAUUCGAGUCCUAUCCCAACUCCGCUCCCUCACAGCCUUCAUCCUAGGCAUCUCAGCCGGUAUCCUCGGACUCCAAUCCACCGCCGGCUUCGCAUUCUAUUUCAUCGGCACAUUACUCGUUUCAGGUCUUGUUCAGAUCUUCCUCCUUGGUCCACCCUCAUCUAUCUCUACUGGUGGCGCAGGCGCGUAUUAUCCGGGUGCAAGCGGCGGUGAAAUUGACGGGAUAGAUGAUUUUGGGAAGAUUCAUGUUAGUGGUGGGAAACAGGGGCAGGGGAAACCUGUGUUGAGGAAAGGUGCUUGGAGGGACGUUUGGUUUGGUGGUGGUGUUAUUGGGGAGACUUUGAGUGGGUUUGUUCUUGGGUGGGCCGGUGUGGGUGGUGUCUUGAGGUGAUUUAUACAUUUCCCUCGGGGUUUAAGUUUGGAUAAAGGAGAGUAUCGGAAUUGAGGAGGAUGUUUGUUUAUGUAUAUAUGUUUUUAGAUGGAGAAUGCGUUGGUGAAGAUUCGGCGUGAAUGGAUUUUAUGGAUCUCAUCAGGCUGACCUUGGAAGUCUUGAUGCUACUGCAACGCAGUAGAGUUCAUGACUCAUUAUCUUCCUCAUUUUGAAUCAGAGCCGAGU
Messenger RNA from Talaromyces stipitatus ATCC 10500, 684 nucleotides. RefSeq lists its product as uncharacterized. Gene Ontology annotation, biological process: autophagosome assembly; protein folding in endoplasmic reticulum. The record is from RefSeq and is a predicted model, not a curated record. NCBI's taxonomy places the organism in Eukaryota, Fungi, Ascomycota, Eurotiomycetes, Eurotiales, Trichocomaceae. Gene Ontology annotation, cellular component: membrane; endoplasmic reticulum; EMC complex. Bases 1 to 459 code for a protein of 152 amino acids. The transcript is spliced from 2 exons.